AUUCUUUUUGUGUAAAAAAUGAUAGCGGGGCUUUGAAUAUCAACGAACUUUUUCUUUAGUUUAUUUGUCAAAGUCUAUAACAAAAUAGCCUAAUUCAUAAAUUUCUAAUAAAUAAAUAUCAUGUGUGUUUUUAUUCACUUGACUAUGUUCUUUCUUUUUAUCACAAUUUUCGGAAGCACAUUGGCUGUGCCAUUGCUGAGAAGCCAAGAUUCUGCUAUUGCAUCAUCUUCAAGAGUAGCUUUGAUUCAGAGAGUGCGCAGACAGGGUCCUGUAGUUCAGCCAAGUUGGUCUCUCAAUUCAGAUUUUGGUCUAUUUGAGGACUAUAAUGUAAGGGUUACAGAUGAGAAGCUUGAAGAGACUGAAGCUAUAAGAGACUACAUACAGGGAACUGUCGAUAAUGGAACUUAUGUUGUUGAGCUAGACGAAGGUGAUUUUGAAGAAGAAGGACGCUCUACUGAUGUCGAAGAAGGCGAAGAAAUUCCUGCGGAAGACAUAUCACAACCGGAGCCUGAGCUCGAGCCUGAGGUCGCACCUCCAUCCCCUCCGGCACCUAGGACCGAGCCACUACAACCACCACCUCCACCAUCUGAGCCCACACCAAAAACAAAACAAACCAAUGAACCAAAACCGGCAGCCAAUAAACCGUCCAAUUUCUUCAGCCGCUUUAAAUUUACCCCAAGAAGAAAUUCCCAAAUAUCGGAUAGACCAUUCUUCAUUUGGCUUAGAAAAAGUUUUUCAAGUAAAUGAU
Messenger RNA from Eupeodes corollae, 748 nucleotides. Its product is annotated as protein TsetseEP-like. Bases 121 to 747 code for a protein of 208 amino acids. Lineage: Eukaryota; Metazoa; Arthropoda; Insecta; Diptera; Syrphidae. The transcript has 4 exons. The record is from RefSeq and is a predicted model, not a curated record.